AUGGCGCCUUCGUCUGCAAGUUGGGAAGAUUCAUCACCUCCGCCAAGCCCCGAUACCACCCAAAACCACCUCCAGCAUAGUUUCCUUCUUCACAAAGCAUCUGAUAAAGUAAUCUCAACCGGCAAAGCCCGGAGGAGGAUUGAUGUGUCCCCCGACGAACGCUUCUUGAGAACCGAAGCUUUUCAGUUAGUUUGGUCCAGAAUUGAAUCCACUAUCACCCACGUUCUGCGAAGUAUCAACGCUCGUGUUUUCGAUCACAUAUGCAGCUGGGUAUGGCAUUCCUUCAAAGCUAUCAAACCACUUGCCGCCGUUUCUCCUGCCCCUUUUCCUAUUCUCAGCCAAGCUACUUUUUCGCAGCUCCACACUGGGCUCCUUCUUACCAAGAAUAUGGAGUUUGUUGAUGAUAUUUCUACAUUUCAAGAGCUGGGCCUCUGCUUGAAAUCCCAUGGAUGCCAUGUCGCUGUCCUUUCCUCCUUCGACUUUUCAUCCAAAAAUGGGAUUUCUGGUUGUCUCACGAGUUUAUUGAGACAGUUUCUCAUGCGUGCUUUUGAUGCUGCAGAAAUGUCCAUACUGGCAUCAUGGUACAGUCAGCAAGGAAACUAUGGUUCCCCUGUGGUUGUUAUUAUAGAUGAUAUGGAACGAUGUUGUGGCGCUGUCUUGUCUGAUUUCAUUCUUAUGUUGAGUGAAUGGGUUGUGAAGAUCCCAGUCAUCUUAAUAAUGGGAGUUGCAACAACUCUGGAUGCCCCUAGAAAUAUACUUUCUUCAAAUGUGCUACAGAAGUUGUGCCCUUGCAACUUCAUGUUGGGAUCACCAGCUGAGAGGAUGGACGCAGUUGUUGAGGCUGCUCUUGUGAGGCAGUGUUCUGGUUUUUCUAUUGGUCAUAAGGUGGCUGUUUUUCUGCGGAACUACUUCUUAAAUCAUGAUGGUACAUUGACAUCUUUUGUUAGAGCAUUGAAGAUAGCAUGUGUUCAACAUUUUUCCACGGAGCCUUUAAGCUUCCUGCUUGGAUGGUUGCUUGUUAAAGAAGACAGUAAGGGAGUUCAGAGUGAGAAAGCUGUCAAGCUUGCUUCUGAGCUUUUAUCAUUAGCAAGGGACCAAAUGGCUGAACAAACUGAUGUCAAUAUAGCUCAUGGUUUGGCAGAGUUGACGAGAUUGCAGAAGCUCUGGAGCACUGUUGUUCUGUGCUUAUAUGAAGCUGGAAAGUGUAACAAAACUCAAUUGUUAGACUUAUUUUGUGAGGCACUUGAUCCGGAUACUUACAACUCAUCGACUUCUGAUAAUCACACUGGAAUUGGAAAAGGUUUUGUUCAAUCUCUGUCAAAUGAUCACUGUAUGCUUGAACAGAACUUGAGCUACCGAAAGGAACGCUUUAUCUGCCAAUUAUUUCGCAGAGUGAGGGAUCUUCCGGCACCAUUGCUUUGUCGGCUGCUCAACAGUUGGAAAAAUCUUACUGUGGAUGUCCUUGAGAUUCAUGACAAGGUAAAGGAGCUGCAGUCAAUAUUAAAAUUUGACGAAGGAAGUUUUAAACCAGAUUUGACGGAUAUAUCCAGAAGACAUACAUCUCGGAGUGCCUUAAAGAUGGGUGAAUCACAAUCAAUGAAUGAAAAAGUUGCUAUACUAAUGGAUUGCAUGGUCAGGGAUUUCAUGAAGCCGAUUGAGUGUACACCUUUUCAUGAAAUUGUCUGCUAUAGAAAUGUCGAAAACCUUCAAUCAGCGUUAAUUGGAGAUUCACGAAAAAUUAUUCAAGUGGAUCUUCUGGAGUUUCAUAAAACCCUACAAUGCAGUUGCUGCAGGAGAAGUGGCAACAUACCAUUGUCGUCCAUGCCUGACACCUCGAUUAUGUACACCCUGGCUCAGGAGCACGGCGAUCUUAUCAAUCUUCAUGACUGGUUCCAGUCUUUCAAAACCAUUGUCAUUCAGUACAACAGAAAAGGAACAAGCAAACUGAAAAAGUCCCCACUUAAGAAAAGAAAGGAAAGGGAGGAAUCUGAAAACAAGAGUGAAGCAUCCAUGCAAGCCAGAUUUUGCAGGGCAAUCACAGAACUACAGAUUACAGGUCUCAUUCGAAUGCCCAGCAAAAAACGUCGUGAUUAUGUGCAGAGAGUGGGCUUUGGGCUCUGA
Molecule: messenger RNA, 2121 nt
Organism: Fragaria vesca subsp. vesca
Lineage: Eukaryota; Viridiplantae; Streptophyta; Magnoliopsida; Rosales; Rosaceae
Product: origin recognition complex subunit 3-like
Exons: 16
Coding region: 1-2121 (706 amino acids)
Biological process (GO): DNA replication initiation; DNA replication
Cellular component (GO): nuclear origin of replication recognition complex; nuclear pre-replicative complex; DNA replication preinitiation complex
Molecular function (GO): DNA replication origin binding
Source: RefSeq, a predicted model, not a curated record